UACAGUAGUUCACCCCCUUCCCUGUAGAGCCUGCUGAGAUGACCGCAUAAAUAGCAGUGCAUCCCCCUCCCUGCGGAGACUGUUAUGAUGGCCACAUAUACAGUAGUGCACCCCCCUCCGCAGAGCCUGGUGAGAAGACCACACAUAUACAGCAGUGCACCCCCCUCCGCAGAGCCUGGUGAGAAGACCACACAUAUACAGCAGUGCACCCCCCUCCGCAGAGCCUGGUGAGAAGACCACACAUAUACAGCAGUGCACCCCCCUCCGCAGAGCCUGGUGAGAAGACCACACAUAUACA
Molecule: messenger RNA, 298 nt
Organism: Staurois parvus
Lineage: Eukaryota; Metazoa; Chordata; Amphibia; Anura; Ranidae
Source: the annotation of a GenBank genome assembly